This is a messenger RNA of Cottoperca gobio, 2042 nucleotides long. It is a transcript of the gene rnf114, whose product is annotated as ring finger protein 114. The record is from RefSeq and is a predicted model, not a curated record. The transcript has 6 exons. Lineage: Eukaryota; Metazoa; Chordata; Actinopteri; Perciformes; Bovichtidae. Gene Ontology annotation, molecular function: ubiquitin protein ligase activity. Bases 66 to 749 code for a protein of 227 amino acids. Gene Ontology annotation, biological process: protein polyubiquitination; ubiquitin-dependent protein catabolic process.
AGAAUCUGAUGACGUCGUAACAGGAACGGUUGGUGGGGGACCGACUGACUCAGUGAAGAAAAGAAAUGGCGAUGCUCGGAGGGUUUAGUGCAGCACAGCACAAGAAAAACGUCUCUGACGGGAGCAACGACGUGUCAGAAUUCGUAUGUCCAGUUUGUCUCGAAAUCUUCGAUAGUCCCGUAACAACACAAUGCGGUCAUACGUUCUGCCAGAGUUGUUUGCAGGAGUGUUUGCGUCCACAGAAACCUGUUUGUGCUGUAUGUCGGGCCGGGCUGGGCCACUGGACAAGAGCUGCUGAGCUUGAGGCUGUCAUUCAAUCAUCUGUGGCUGCUUGCAAGGGAUGUGGAGCACAGGUUGGCCUUUCUCAAAUGAGAAGCCACACAGCUGCCUGCUCAAAAUACCAGGAUUACAUUGAAGAGGGAGUGAGGACCACUGCCCAAAACCAGCCUGCCAUCAUCAGUCCUGUACCAAAUCGCUUCACCUUCACCUGCCCAUACUGCAACUGCCAGAACCUCGACCAGGACGGCCUGGUCGAACAUUGCACUUCCCAGCAUGGUCGUGAUACACGACAAGUGGUUUGUCCCAUCUGUGCCUCAAUGCCUUGGGGGGACCCUAACUACAGGAGUGCUGACUUUUUCCAGCACCUGAAGAUCAGACACACAUUCUCCUAUGACACCUUUGUUGAUUACUCCACAGAUGAGCACACGAUGAUCCAGGAGGCUCUACAGCGCUCCCUUUUGGACAAUUGAAGUGUGAAUAACAAUCCACCAGAGGAGGAAUCCAGUGAAGUGAAGGGGAGAUGGUGAUGUGAAGUCUUUAGACGACAGAACAACACACUGAAACAUCAUUCAUCUAUGAUGAGGAGGGUAGUACUGUGUUGCUUUGGCUUAUCAGUUUCACAGGGAAAUUGAUGCUAUUGAUCUAUAGGUUUAUUCAUCAGAAAAUAAAUCACGCAAUAUGGUUAAGAAAGCAUAUUGUAAUGUCUGAUUUAGGAGUGAUACUGUGUUUCUGGUGUGAUAAAAUCUUCCCCCCAGUUGAGUCUGUAGACUUGAUAGUUUGUUGAAUAUCUACUAAACUAUGUUUGUUCAAGCUGUUUGUUCAUCGAUGACAUGGUGUCAUAUAGCCAAAAACUUCCAAAGUUGUAAUUAAAUUUCCCUGUCGUCAAUACUUGAUGUUAUAAGAGGGUUCGACCACUAGGUGGCUAACUAUUGCCAGCGAAGACAGACUUCACUCAGUGAGGUGGUCAAGUAAUGUUAACAAUAAUAUAUAACAAUCUACUCGAGUGACUCUGCAUGUUUACUCUCAACUUGAGAGGGGGUUUUUGUUUUUAUUUUUGAGAUUAUUAGCAGAUGGAAGCGCUGUCUUUUUUUAUGCUGUUUCUAGGUGAAGUUUGUGUGAGAGAGUGUAUGUUCAUUCUGUUUUCAGAGAUCUACUGGAAAGAAUAAAUAAUAAGAGGGUCAAACAAAGCCAGAUGUUGGCUGUUUGCUUUAUUGUAAUGUUUCUCCCUUAUGUCUUUGUGCCUGCUGGUAGAUCUUGUUUCUGACUUCCAAAACUCUUAGGGCUAAUAGUUCAUCCAGUGAACCAAAAGAUGCAAGAAGGAGACCAUCAGUGUGUCAUAAUCGGUCAGUUCUGUGAUUUUCAUUUGGAUGAGAAUUUAUUUGCAUGUUAAUGGCCAUAAGGGGGCAGUAGAGUCCCACCGUUCUCUGGCCAUCCAUGACAGCCACUGGCCCUCACCAGCCUCGUGGCUCUGUUGCAAGACAUAAUUCAACACAGAUUUCAUUCUAUAAAUGUGCUGUACUCAAUGUGUUGUUCUCCAGCUUAGGUUUUAUAUGCAGCAUACAAAAAUGUCACUGAUCUUUUAGAGGUUUUUAGUGGGGUUAUUUGUUAUAGUUUAACUGAGUAACCAUAACUUCGCUUUUAGACAGUUCAUGAUGUGACAUGACUUAAGAAUUUAAAUGUAACUUACUGUAUUGUGUUUCUUCAUGCCCAGUGUCUUGGUUGCUUCAUCACCAAAAAAAAAAAAAACCCUCCAGUUUGUUUUG